CGCGUGUAUUUAAUUCUUAAACCCCCUGAACUGCUAGUUCUUUUCAUUCUGCCCGCGUUUGCACCGUUUCGCCCAAGAUGGUACCUUCGUUACUGGUCCCAUCAGUGCAUCCUCGUCGAUAAUGACGCUUAUUUCCCCGGACUUCGUUCUCCCAAAGGUCACGGAGGAUGACAUGGCAGUUGCUUCGAUUGCGUGGGGUUUUACCAUUGGCUUUGGGUGGCUAACUAGCUGGGCAGCAGUGAAGCAGACUGUGAACAUCUACAAGAGGAAUGGCCGCCGCAUUUUCACCAAUGCCUAUGUGUUCAUGGUGUGGCUGGAGAUCAUAGUUUGCCUUAUAUUUAGCAUAAUCUGCUGGUUAUAUGUGAGGGGUGUCAUUCCACCAAGCUUUGCUUUCUAUUUCGGCAUUGUGACACUAUGGGCCCUGCAGGUCCAAUUCCUCCUGCAAAUCAUCAUAAAUCGCUGCGCAUUACUGCUUCUGGACCAAAAAAAGGCUACGUGUCUGAAGGCCGCUGUCGCCACCCUAAUCACUGCCGUCAACAUCUCGGUCUAUACCAUCUGGAUCCCCGCUCGUCUGCAGAUCUCAGAGGAGUAUGUCUGGAUCAAUGAGCGGUGGGACCGUUGCGAGAAGGUAAUAUACCUUCUUGUCGAUGGGUCGCUCAACUUCUAUUUCAUUCAUAUCGUUCGGUCGAACCUAGUAUCGGCUGGUCUGGUCAAGUACAAGACGCUGAUCUAUUUCAAUAUGAGUAUCAUCGGGAUAUCGCUUGGCAUGGACGUGCUUAUCAUUUCUAUGAUGAGUUUGCAAAACACGUUCGUGUAUAUGCAGUUUCAUCCUCUUGCGUAUAUGGUCAAACUCAACAUCGAGCUGUCAAUGGCGGAUCUGAUUGCGCGCAUCGCUGGAGAUCGUUCCUGUGCCACCAUCUAUCAAGACGCACCGGGUAGCCUGGAGCAGGGACAGGAGAAUAUGCAAGCUGUUGACAUUAGCUCCAUCUAUAGGAGCACGGUGUUCAUUUAAUACUCCUCUUUGUAUGUCAGAAGCAAUACUGGAAUUUCUUGUGGAAACACUGGUGUUGUCAGCUGCAGAAGCAGUCAUUCGCUACAUCAGUGUUAUCUGGUAUGUUGACGGACUCCUCUGCUAUUGCGGUCUGAGCUAACACCCCUUCGCUGUUGAUGGCAUCUGCGUGGCUCGCCCUGCUAUCGCUGACCUUUAACUGCUCCACAGGACCUCCUUGACUGGAUUCAUAUCCGGAAUCAGUGAACGGGGCCUGAGAGGGUGUAAUAUCUGGGGUUAUGGUUUUGCCACGAAAGCCUAAUCCUUCACCAGCGGGAUCAGUUAAUCCCGCUACUCUCAUGGGGCGGGAAUAAGAAUCCAAGGGAUGCUCUUGUUGGAGAUGGUUAUGGCCAUGUAUGAGUAAAUGUGAUCGACCGCCCAUUGGCUGGUCAGGAAGCAGUUAGGAAGCCACUUUACUAAGCAA
This is a messenger RNA of Aspergillus versicolor CBS 583.65, 1472 nucleotides long. RefSeq lists its product as uncharacterized. The coding region runs from base 122 to 1012 and encodes 296 amino acids. The transcript has 5 exons. Lineage: Eukaryota; Fungi; Ascomycota; Eurotiomycetes; Eurotiales; Aspergillaceae. The record is from RefSeq and is a predicted model, not a curated record.